GUAAGUGUUACAUAAGUGGAGAUAAUAAUAUUUUUUUAUCUGAGCUGUCUAAGCUAAGCUGACUGGACUGAAAAGAAGUUUUUCUCGGAAGAUUGGUCAUAAUGACAGAUUUAAAUGAGACUUCUUUCAGCCCAGCUACUUACAUGUCAUUAUUGAGGGGCAUCUCCCCGCUUGGCCUUGGGUACAAUGAUCUACUUGGUCUCCUUUCUUGGUUUGAUUUGUGGAGUUAUAACAGUAUCAGGGAGAGGUGCCGAUUUGAAUUGCACUGGUAAUACAACAACAUGCAUUAAUAAUGAGGUAUGCAGAGAUGUCGGAUGCGUCUGCCCCAGCAGCCAUUAUGGUUCUAAAUGUGAAUUCAAAAUAACCAAUGCCCUGAUCAUAGUUUUGCUUUGUAUACUACCACCCGUCUCUUGGCUUGCUGUCUGCUGGUAUGGAGCACAUUCAAAAGGAGCAUCUGGUCUGUGGCCUGGUUCACGUGAAAGAAGCAGUGAUGAAUUUGAGCGGGAAGCAGAAGAAGAAGUCAUCGAAGAUCAUCCUCCGCCAACCUAUGAUCAAAGCAAGAAUUACGACACGGCUGGAACAUGUGAAGGCGUGAACGUGACGAUCCAGGGAGGACCGGGCUCGGACGAUGUGGAACCCCCGCCAUCGUAUCAAGAGUGGACACGGAAAGCGGCAAGUCUCAGAAACCAAGAGAUAGGUCGUGGUGGAAUCGGUCUCGUAACAAUCAGCGAUAAUCUCCCGGUGACCAGUCAUCAUGGGCCAGAGAAUGUGGAGAGUGAAGACCAAUGUUAGGUCAUAGACUACAAUCAGUCUACUAAUUCAUGCUGCAAACAGGGUUAAAACUAUUUCCUAACAUGCACAAUGAAUUCAAUCUUCAGGGAGGACCUACCCUUGGUUCGUCGACAAGAAAUCGUUGACACCUAUUAAUAACAUGAUUAGAUAUGCUGCUUAUCCAGUUAAUAUACACUCUUAGACUCACUCCCUUUUUUCUCUGUAGAGAUACACAUAGGAACACUUUUGGGUUAAUAUAUAUCUCUUCAUUCUUCGUUCCACUUUAUUUGUUCACUUAUCUCGAAAAAGUAUUCAUGUGUAAGUAGGGAUUGGUCAUUUUUCGGCUGAAUUUCAAAAUACUGAAAUGGGUGUGAUGGUUUAUUUCCAGGUGCAUGCUUAAGUAAGGAACACCAUAAAUUGUUCAGACUUGUUCAGGUAUGCCACAGUAAAUGUAACAAAUGUAGAUGUAUUCAAUGAGCUCUGCGUUAUAAGAUACAAAAAAUGUGAAACCUCUUACACACACCUCGGUUCACCGAGUCAUGUCUGAACCAAGCUGCAUGCUGUCUCAGCGAGCAGAUUAAUGUCAUCAUCUUCGCAAGUGGUUUUCUGGAUAUGCAUGCUGUCUCAGCUCAGUAACAAUGGUGCUGAUAAUGGUCAACCAUUUAAGAUAUUGUAUCACAGGCAAUGCCCACUCUACAGACAUUGGCUUGUACACUGUAAACUCUGCGAGCUGAGCAUAAAUGUAUAAACAGUUCAUUGAUUUUCAUUAGAAACAGGGUUGCUACAUGAUGAAAGAUCAAGAAUUAACAAUAUAUAUUUUAAAAAGCAACAAAUCUUUGAUCAUUUUUUUGGUAAAAAAGUGUGAAAAUGAAUUUCAUGUCUGUUCAGCAUUAUUUUCAUUUGCAAAACAGUCUGGACGAAAUUCAUUAGCAUUUUAAACUUGUUUUCAAGCUCGGCUUUACAUUAUUUAAGCUAAAUGAUAA
Strongylocentrotus purpuratus (purple sea urchin) is the source of this 1754-nucleotide messenger RNA. RefSeq lists its product as uncharacterized. Lineage: Eukaryota; Metazoa; Echinodermata; Echinoidea; Camarodonta; Strongylocentrotidae. The transcript has 5 exons. The coding region runs from base 187 to 792 and encodes 201 amino acids. The record is from RefSeq and is a predicted model, not a curated record.